CGCUGCUCCAUACACCCUCCCGAAGCCAGCUCAAUCGAACGCGCAUCUCUCUAUCUCGCCGCUAUGUUCCAGCUUUCAGAAGAGUCAAAGGAGCGCAUCGCUCGCAUCAUCGACGUCUCCCGGGUCGCCAUCCACUACGGCUAUCUCCCUCUCAUCCUGUAUCUCGGAUACUCUCGCAGCGAGCCCAAGCCGUCCCUCAUUCGACUCUUCUCUCCCCUUGCGUAACCACACUCGUCAGCACGUCGAACUCCCUCGGGACCAUAUUGGGUCCUCUGUACAGUACCACCCAUAAUAAGGCGCAAUUGGCAUACGGGGCCAUGGAUCAUGUAUAGAAGAGGCGGCCGGAGGACACCGGUUUCAGUCGGGGCAUGGGGUGCAUCUCCUCUUUCUUAGCAAGCCUCAUCGGCACUCGGCAGGCCCACACGUUGAGGGCGCUGCCAACAUGUACAACAGACAGAGUUCAAUGAAGACGCCGCGUGCUGUCGCGCGGCGUGUGGCACCUGUGGGAGCCGAAGCCUGAGCAAUCGCAGUCCGAAUCAUGUCUUCAUGGCGCUGCACAUGCCUGCCACCAUUGAU
Trematosphaeria pertusa is the source of this 576-nucleotide messenger RNA. Its product is annotated as Tom7-domain-containing protein. Gene Ontology annotation, cellular component: mitochondrial outer membrane translocase complex; mitochondrial outer membrane. Lineage: Eukaryota; Fungi; Ascomycota; Dothideomycetes; Pleosporales; Trematosphaeriaceae. Gene Ontology annotation, biological process: protein import into mitochondrial matrix; protein insertion into mitochondrial outer membrane. The transcript is spliced from 3 exons. The record is from RefSeq and is a predicted model, not a curated record. The coding region runs from base 64 to 225 and encodes 53 amino acids.